AUGGCGCCUGCAGGAGACAGUCUCGCCGAGCCCAUAACGGUGGCCGGUCUCCGAGCUGAAGUCCUUGACGAGAAGCGAGCUUCUAUCUCUGCCGAGAAGAGAGCUUCUAUCGCCACCGACCCUCGUCCAGCCACUGCAGAUGCGGGAGCUGUUGCCCCCGCUGGUGGUGUCACACCAGAUGGUCAGUUCCCAACUGCUGAGGAACUAGACACUUUGCGCCGAGUCCCGAACAAGAUUCCCAUGAAGCUGUUCAGUAUCGCAUUUGUUGAGUUUUCUGUCAUGUUAACUCAGAAAGUCACCAACUUCAUUCAGCAGAAGCUCCCCGAAGGCUCGACCACGGGUGCUGACCCUGAACAGCCUGGCGCUCUCGGUAUGGGUCAGCGCGCCUCGACCGGAAUUACCACGUUCAACCAGUUCUGGCAAUACUUUAUGCCCCUUCUCGGUGCCUAUAUUGCUGACCAGUACUGGGGUCGUUAUAAGACCAUUAGCUGGGCUCUCGGAAUCGACAUUAUCGGCCACAUCAUCUUAAUCAUAUCCGCAAUCCCCCCUGUGAUCGGUAACCAAGGUGGUGCCCUUGGUGCCAUGAUCGUUGCUAUCAUAGUUAUCGGUUUUGGUACUGGCGGUUUCAAACCUAACGUCAAUCCUCUUAUUGUUGAGCAGCUCGGCGAGCAGUAUAUACAUGUGAAGACUCUCAAGUCUGGCGAGCGCGUCAUUGUCGACCCUGCUGUGACAAUCGAAAGGAUGGUAUUCGCAGAGAAGGAAGUCGGUUUCUGGCUAUCUUAUACACUCCCAACGUUCAUGCUCUGUCUGUGUCCGCUCGUAAUGUGGUUGAACCGCAACAAGUAUGAGCGAAGGCCUCCUGCCGGCUCCGUCCUGGGACAGGCACUUAAGACUUGGUUCCUCGCCCAGAAGGGUUGCUGGAGUAUUAAUCCUUUUGCAACUUGGAAGAAUCUUCACCGAGAUGACUUUUGGGAGAGAGUAAAGCCCUCGAACUUCAGUCAUGAGACGCGACCUAAAUGGAUGACCUUUGACGACGCCUGGGUCGACGAGCUCAGCCGAGGAUUCAAUGCAUGCGCUGUGUUCUGCUGGUACCCUAUUUUCUGGCUCUGCUAUAAUCAGAUCAACAAUAACCUUAUCUCCCAGGCGGCCGUGAUGCAGCGCCAUGGCGUUCCCAACGACAUUCUUUCGAAUCUCAAUCCUUUCGCACUUUUGAUAUUCAUUCCUCUUAAUGAUUUCUUCAUUUACCCUGCCCUCAGAAAAGCUGGCUUCCGCUUCACCCCCAUCAAGAAGAUCACGGCCGGUUUCUUCACCGGAGCUGCUGCCAUGAUCUGGGCUGCAGUUGUCCAGCACUACAUCUACCAGAAGUCCGAGUGCGGUAAGUAUGCUUCUGGUGAAGAUUGCGCAGCCGUGGAAAUCAAUGUUUGGGCUCAAACCGGUAGUUAUGUUCUCAUUGCUCUCUCUGAGGUGUUUGCAUCUAUUACUUCUCUUGAGUAUGCUUUCUCAAAGGCUCCCAAGAACAUGCGUUCCAUGGUCCAGGCCGUUGCUCUUUUCAUGACAGCGUUCUCUGCCGCCCUCGGACAGGCUCUCGUUGGUCUUGCGGCCGAUCCUCUUCUUGUUUGGAACUACGGCGUCGUCGCAAUCCUCGCCGUCAUUGCAGGAACUUGCUUCUGGCUGCAAUUCCGAAGCCUCGAUAUUCACGAAGAUGAUCUCAACGCUCUCCCUGAGGGCCAUGCUGGUGCCACUGCUGAUGAGGAGGCUCCGUUGGGGAACAAGCGAGUUGAUGAGUAA
Messenger RNA from Fusarium tjaetaba, 1788 nucleotides. RefSeq names its product proton-dependent oligopeptide transporter POT family. The record is from RefSeq and is a predicted model, not a curated record. Gene Ontology annotation, molecular function: dipeptide transmembrane transporter activity. Gene Ontology annotation, cellular component: membrane. Gene Ontology annotation, biological process: transmembrane transport. The transcript is spliced from 4 exons. NCBI's taxonomy places the organism in Eukaryota, Fungi, Ascomycota, Sordariomycetes, Hypocreales, Nectriaceae. The coding region runs from base 1 to 1788 and encodes 595 amino acids.